AUGGAGAUUGGAGCUGUGAACUCUGAAAUGGACACAGCUUCAACUAUCUCCAUUAAAGGCAUUCUCAGUCUCCUUGUUCAGAAUGCCGAUGAGAACAAUGGCAGAAGGUUGAUUUCCCUUGGUAUGGGUGACCCUUCUGCUUAUUCUUGUUUUCAUACAACCCGUAUAGCUCAAGAUGCCGUUGUUGAUUGUCUUGAAUCUGAGAAAUUUAAUGGCUAUGCUCCCACUGUUGGUCUCCCCCAAUCUAGAAGGGCGAUUGCUGAAUAUUUAUCUCGAGAUCUUCCUUAUAAGUUGACAUCUGACGAUGUUUUUAUUACGUCUGGAUGCACACAAGCAAUUGAUGUUGCUUUGGCAAUGCUUGCUCGUCCUGGUGCAAAUAUACUGCUUCCAAGGCCUGGUUUCCCAAUCUAUGAACUUUGUUCUUCAUUUCAGAAUCUAGAAGUCCGGCACUUUAAUCUACUCCCUCAGCAAGGCUGGGAGGUUGAUCUUCAUGCCAUUGAGACCCUUGCCGAUAAGAACACCGUUGCAUUGGUUAUUAUCAACCCAGGGAAUCCAUGUGGAAAUGUGUACAGCUAUCAGCAUCUCAAGAAGAUUGCUGAAACUGCGGAAAAGCUUGGAAUUCUUGUAAUUGCUGAUGAGGUUUACGGGCAUCUUGCUUUUGGAAGUCGACCUUUCGUACCGAUGGGAGUCUUUGGAUCAACUGUUCCUGUUCUCACCCUUGGAUCUCUUUCAAAGAGAUGGAUAGUACCAGGAUGGCGACUUGGGUGGUUUGUGACUAGCGACCCUUCUGGCAUGUUCAGAAAACCCAAGGUUAUUGAGCGAAUCAAGAAGUAUUUUGAUACAUUAGGGGGCCCUGCAACAUUCAUCCAGGCUGCAGUCCCUCGCAUACUCGAGUCAACUGAUGAGGUUUUCUUCAAGAAAACAAUUAAUAUUCUGAAGCAAACCUCCGAAAUAUGUUGCAGAAAGAUCAAGGAAAUCCCUUGCAUUACGUGCACACACAGACCAGAAGGGUCAAUGGCUAUGAUGGUAAGAUUGAACAUUGAUCUUCUUGAAGAUAUCAGUGAUGAUAUUGAUUUUUGCUUCAAGCUUGCCAAAGAGGAAUCACUCGUCAUUCUUCCAGGAACGGCAGUAGGGCUGAAGAACUGGCUUCGGAUUACUUUUGCGGUCGAUCCGUCCUUUCUCGAAGAAGCACUUGGGAGACUUAAAUCCUUUUGUCAAAGGCAUACACUAAUGUUGUAA
Molecule: messenger RNA, 1239 nt
Organism: Cucumis melo (muskmelon)
Lineage: Eukaryota; Viridiplantae; Streptophyta; Magnoliopsida; Cucurbitales; Cucurbitaceae
Product: probable aminotransferase TAT2
Exons: 7
Coding region: 1-1239 (412 amino acids)
Biological process (GO): amino acid metabolic process; biosynthetic process
Molecular function (GO): pyridoxal phosphate binding; transaminase activity
Source: RefSeq, marked provisional